ACGUGGUUCCUCCGGCCGCGCUGCCGGUCCCGUCCCCGCCGCACCGGGCGAUUUAUGAGGAAUCAAAGAUGAACUUGGAGCAGGAGAGGCCUUUUGUCUGCAGUGCCCCAGGCUGCUCACAGCGUUUUCCAACAGAGGAUCAUCUGAUGAUUCACAGGCACAAACAUGAAAUGACUUUGAAGUUUCCUUCAAUAAAAACAGAUAAUAUGUUAUCAGAUCAGACUCCUACCCCAACUCGCUUUCUGAAGAACUGUGAGGAAGUUGGUCUCUUCAACGACAUUGACUGCUCCCUGGAGCACGAGUUCAGGAAGGCACAAGAAGAAGAGAACAACAAAAGGAAUAUCUCCAUGCAUAACACAGUUGGAGGAGCAAUGGCAGGACCUGGAUCCCACCAGCUGACAAACACAAGGAUGCCAAACCACGACACCAGUGUUGUGAUUCAGCAAGCCAUGCCAUCUCCACAGUCCAGCUCUGUCAUCACUCAAGCACCUUCCACAAAUCGGCAGAUUGGGCCUGUCCCAGGUUCUCUGUCUUCGCUGCUGCACCUACACAACCGGCAGAGACAGCCCAUGCCUGCCUCCAUGCCCGGCACCCUGCCCAACCCCACCAUGCCCGGAUCCUCCGCUGUCCUCAUGCCUAUGGAGCGACAAAUGUCAAUGAACUCCAACAUCAUGGGGAUGCAAGGGCCGAACCUCAAUAACCCAUGUGCUUCACCUCAAGUUCCCCCAAUGCAUUCAGAGGCCAAAAUGAGAUUGAAGGCAGCACUGACCCAUCAUCCUGCCGCCAUGUCGAACGGGAACAUGAACACCAUGGGCCACAUGAUGGAAAUGAUGAGCUCGCGGCAGGACCAGACACCGCACCAUCAUAUGCACUCACACCCUCAUCAGCACCAGACACUGCCACCUCACCACUCAUACCCACACCAGCACCAGCAUCCGGCGCACCAUCCUCAUCCUCAGCCUCACCACCAGCAGAACCACCCCCACCACCACUCCCACUCGCACCUUCACGCGCACCCGGCGCACCACCAGACCUCACCGCACCCCCCGCUGCACUCGGGAGGACAAGCACAGGUUUCGCCGGCGGCGCAGCAGAUGCAGCCCACGCAGACGGUACAGCCGCCGCAGCCGACCGGAGGCCGCCGCAGGAGGGUGGUGGACGAAGACCCAGAUGAGAGGAGGCGGAAAUUUCUGGAAAGGAACCGAGCCGCUGCCACGCGCUGCAGACAGAAGAGGAAGGUCUGGGUGAUGUCACUGGAAAAGAAAGCAGAAGAGCUCACCCAGACAAACAUGCAGCUUCAGAACGAGGUUUCCAUGCUGAAAAAUGAGGUAGCACAGCUGAAACAGUUAUUGUUAACACAUAAAGACUGUCCGAUAACAGCUAUGCAGAAAGAAUCACAAGGAUAUCUAAGUCCUGAGAGCAGCCCUCCUGCAAGCCCGGUCCCAGCUUGCUCCCAGCAGCAAGUCAUCCAGCACAACACCAUAACAACCUCCUCCUCCGUCAGCGACGUCGUGGGAAGCUCCACUCUCACCCAGCUCGCCAGCCACAGAACAGACAUCAACCCCAUCCUCUAAAGGUGGCUGAUCAGAAACUGCUGGGGGAGUGUGGUACCGUAUCAAAGCGUCCUCUCUGCUAAGGACAUUUGCAACCGUAACUCAAGCCUGGAAGAUUCCUCAGUUCUUGAAAGACUCUGCCUGUUCAUUUUUAUAGUUAUUAAAAUGUCUUUUAUACUUAGUUACAUAAAAGGGAGUUACGCAAUUAAUAUGCUAUCAGCUUGAGAAAUGCUUUGGUGCUUUCUCCAUUUUUUUUGGUACCAGUUACUUGUUUAUAAACCUAACUGUUUCUGUACAUAGUCAUGUUUCCUUCUCACCAGUCUAGCCUGCAGCCUCAGAAAUACAAAGUUGUGUUAAACUGCAGCUUGUUAGCCUACGUGAGGCAUGAAAAGUAUUAAACAGAGUCAAACAUAGGUAACUAGGAGUAAUUAGGCUAUAAAUAUAGAGCGAGGGCAUCUGCUGACAGCAUAAUAAAAAAGAGUUAGCGUUGUGCUAUCAGCAGACCACGUCUUGCAUUCAGAGCCUCUUUCAGAGCAGUUAUAUAGGAUGUGGCUUCAGGACAAAAUCAAGCCCAAAUAGCGUGCUCUUUUGUCUAACCCUCCCCCUUCUCCUCUCUCUCCUACCCUGGCCUUUUUCUCCUCCAGUUAUUCUCACACCUUCCUUUUCCCUUCCCUUUUCAUUUCCCAGAUUUUUUUUUUUUUUUUUUUUUUUUUUUCCCAUUCCAAGGCUUUCCCACUUCUCUCUUUUUCUCAAAGAAUGGUAAUGAACAAGAAAAACUUCAAGCCCACCUAAAAACUGUCGGCACGGCUGCUGCUUUCACUAGCUCAUCACCCGCAGUUGGGCUGCGCCAAGCAUUUGGCUUUUAAAAAAUACAAAUGCUCCUGAUUUAGUGUUUUUAAUAAAUAGGGAAAGGUGAAAACAGCGCAGCCACAGGUGAAACAGGAUGGUGAGCCAGCUGUGUUGACGCUAGCAACCCUGUAAGCUUCUGUGGUGCAGUAGAGGCAUAGCAAGCAACACCUGAGAGUCACAGCAAUUUUUUGCACUGCCAGUCAUUAAUGUAGGAAAAUCCAUGUAGUGUAUAAUAAUUCUGUUCCCCAACCUGGCUGCGUUGUUCCAGCAACGAAAGCUAACAGCCUCAGGCUUCAUGGGCUAUAAAUGAGAAAUAAAUCAGUGUAAUGAUUCUGA
This is a messenger RNA of Oenanthe melanoleuca, 2738 nucleotides long. It is a transcript of the gene CREB5, whose product is annotated as cAMP responsive element binding protein 5. Gene Ontology annotation, biological process: regulation of transcription by RNA polymerase II. Gene Ontology annotation, molecular function: DNA-binding transcription factor activity, RNA polymerase II-specific; cAMP response element binding. The record is from RefSeq and is a predicted model, not a curated record. The coding region runs from base 69 to 1574 and encodes 501 amino acids. Lineage: Eukaryota; Metazoa; Chordata; Aves; Passeriformes; Muscicapidae. The transcript is spliced from 11 exons.